UAGCCAACACUGGUUUUAUCUCAUCCCUGGUAGAGUUUUUGCGACCAGACGCGGAACGAAAAGAGAAAAACAUUCAAGACCUAAUUUGUAUUACCAAACCAAGAAAAUGGCCGAUGUGUUGGACAUAGACAAUGCCGAGGAGUUCGAGGUGGACGAGGAUGGCGACCAGGGCAUAGUACGCCUAAAGGAGAAGGCGAAGCAUCGCAAGGGACGCGGUUUUGGCAGCGACAGCAACACGCGCGAAGCCAUCCACAGCUACGAACGGGUGCGAAACGAGGACGACGAUGAGCUGGAGCCAGGACCACAGCGCUCUGUGGAGGGCUGGAUUCUGUUCGUGACCUCCAUACACGAGGAGGCGCAGGAGGACGAGAUCCAGGAGAAAUUCUGCGACUACGGCGAGAUCAAGAAUAUCCACCUCAACCUGGAUCGGCGAACGGGCUUCUCAAAGGGCUAUGCUCUCGUGGAGUACGAAACCCACAAGCAGGCGCUCGCCGCCAAGGAGGCGUUGAACGGGGCAGAAAUAAUGGGACAGACCAUCCAGGUGGACUGGUGCUUUGUAAAGGGACCCAAGCGGGUGAAGAAGUCCGACAAGCGCCGCAGAUAGAGCCCUCCCCUCGACGACUCCCGGCCAAACGAAUACAUGUUUAAUUAGUUUAAUGCAUAGGCAACCGUACAAAGUCUGUAUGAAAUGAAAUAAAGGAUACUAAGAACUUAAAAACUAAAA
Messenger RNA from Drosophila kikkawai, 724 nucleotides. It is a transcript of the gene tsu, whose product is annotated as 40S ribosomal protein S12 homolog tsunagi. Gene Ontology annotation, biological process: RNA splicing. Gene Ontology annotation, molecular function: mRNA binding. NCBI's taxonomy places the organism in Eukaryota, Metazoa, Arthropoda, Insecta, Diptera, Drosophilidae. The record is from RefSeq and is a predicted model, not a curated record. Gene Ontology annotation, cellular component: exon-exon junction complex; nucleus; cytoplasm.